Orcinus orca (killer whale) is the source of this 30071-nucleotide messenger RNA. RefSeq names its product splicing factor 3b subunit 3 (gene SF3B3). The record is from RefSeq and is a predicted model, not a curated record. NCBI's taxonomy places the organism in Eukaryota, Metazoa, Chordata, Mammalia, Artiodactyla, Delphinidae. Gene Ontology annotation, cellular component: U2 snRNP; nucleus. Gene Ontology annotation, molecular function: protein binding; U2 snRNA binding. The transcript has 26 exons. The coding region runs from base 227 to 3880 and encodes 1217 amino acids. Gene Ontology annotation, biological process: mRNA splicing, via spliceosome.
GAAACUGAGGAUCUGUCGGAUAUCUACGCCAUCCUCCUGGCUGCAGGGUAAAGAAACAGCUCCCCGACCUCCCCGAGACCGGGGACGCGGAUAGCGGCCUUGUAGGAGGGUGGGCCGAGCCUGUGGCAGAGGUUUCUGAGGCAGCUUAGGCCCGAGAGCUUGCUUUGACUUGGUAUAACCAAGGCCUGGAUUGUGGAGUUGUGGGUGGCUCAGUGUUACUGCUACCAUGUUCCUGUACAACUUGACCUUGCAGCGAGCCACUGGCAUCAGCUUUGCCAUUCAUGGCAACUUCUCUGGAACCAAACAACAGGAAAUUGUUGUUUCCCGGGGAAAGAUCUUGGAGCUGCUUCGCCCUGACCCCAACACCGGCAAAGUACACACUCUACUAACUGUGGAAGUAUUUGGUGUCAUCCGGUCACUCAUGGCCUUUAGGUUGACAGGUGGCACAAAAGACUACAUUGUGGUUGGUAGUGACUCAGGUCGGAUUGUUAUUCUGGAAUACCAGCCAUCUAAGAAUAUGUUUGAGAAAAUUCACCAAGAAACCUUUGGCAAGAGUGGAUGCCGCCGCAUUGUUCCUGGCCAGUUCUUAGCUGUGGAUCCCAAAGGGCGAGCUGUUAUGAUUAGCGCCAUUGAGAAACAGAAAUUGGUGUAUAUCUUGAACAGAGAUGCUGCAGCCCGGCUUACCAUUUCAUCUCCACUGGAGGCCCACAAAGCGAACACUUUAGUGUAUCAUGUGGUCGGAGUAGAUGUGGGAUUUGAAAAUCCAAUGUUUGCUUGUCUGGAAAUGGAUUAUGAGGAAGCAGACAAUGAUCCAACUGGGGAAGCAGCGGCUAAUACCCAGCAGACACUUACUUUCUAUGAGUUAGACCUUGGUUUAAAUCAUGUGGUCCGAAAAUACAGUGAACCUUUGGAGGAACAUGGAAACUUCCUUAUUACAGUUCCGGGGGGGUCAGAUGGUCCAAGUGGAGUGCUGAUUUGCUCUGAAAACUACAUCACCUAUAAGAACUUUGGUGACCAACCAGAUAUCCGCUGUCCAAUUCCCAGGAGACGGAAUGACCUGGAUGACCCUGAAAGAGGAAUGAUUUUUGUCUGCUCUGCCACCCAUAAGACGAAGUCAAUGUUCUUCUUUUUGGCCCAAACUGAGCAGGGAGAUAUCUUUAAGAUCACUUUGGAGACAGAUGAAGAUAUGGUUACCGAGAUCCGGCUCAAGUAUUUUGAUACUGUGCCUGUUGCUGCUGCCAUGUGUGUGCUUAAAACAGGCUUCCUUUUCGUAGCAUCAGAAUUUGGAAACCAUUACUUGUAUCAAAUUGCACAUCUUGGAGAUGAUGAUGAAGAACCUGAGUUUUCAUCUGCCAUGCCUCUGGAAGAAGGAGAUACAUUCUUUUUUCAGCCAAGACCACUCAAAAACCUUGUGCUGGUUGAUGAGUUGGACAGCCUCUCUCCCAUUUUGUUUUGCCAGAUAGCUGACCUGGCCAAUGAAGACACUCCACAGCUAUAUGUGGCCUGUGGUAGGGGACCGAGGUCAUCUCUGAGGGUCUUAAGGCAUGGACUUGAGGUAUCAGAAAUGGCUGUCUCAGAGCUACCCGGUAACCCCAAUGCUGUCUGGACAGUGCGUCGGCACAUUGAAGAUGAGUUUGAUGCUUACAUCAUUGUGUCUUUCGUGAAUGCCACACUUGUGUUGUCCAUUGGAGAGACUGUAGAAGAAGUGACUGACUCUGGGUUUCUGGGCACUACCCCAACCUUGUCCUGCUCCUUGUUAGGAGAUGAUGCCUUAGUGCAGGUGUAUCCUGAUGGCAUUCGGCACAUACGAGCAGACAAGAGAGUCAAUGAGUGGAAGACUCCUGGAAAGAAAACAAUUGUGAAAUGUGCAGUGAACCAACGACAAGUGGUGAUCGCCCUGACAGGAGGAGAACUGGUCUAUUUUGAAAUGGAUCCCUCAGGACAGCUGAAUGAAUACACAGAACGGAAGGAGAUGUCAGCAGAUGUGGUGUGCAUGAGUCUGGCCAACGUCCCCCCUGGAGAGCAGCGGUCUCGCUUCCUGGCUGUGGGGCUGGUGGACAAUACUGUCAGAAUCAUCUCCCUGGAUCCCUCAGACUGUUUGCAACCUUUGAGCAUGCAGGCUCUCCCAGCCCAGCCUGAGUCCUUGUGUAUUGUGGAAAUGGGUGGGACUGAGAAGCAGGAUGAGCUGGGUGAGAGGGGCUCUAUUGGCUUCUUAUACCUGAAUAUUGGGCUACAGAAUGGUGUGUUGCUGAGAACAGUCCUGGACCCUGUCACUGGGGAUCUGUCUGACACCCGCACUAGGUACCUGGGGUCCCGUCCUGUGAAACUCUUUCGUGUCCGGAUGCAAGGCCAGGAGGCAGUGUUGGCCAUGUCAAGCCGCUCAUGGUUGAGCUAUUCUUACCAAUCUCGUUUCCAUCUCACCCCCCUGUCUUACGAGACCCUGGAAUUUGCAUCUGGCUUCGCCUCUGAACAGUGCCCUGAGGGCAUUGUGGCCAUCUCCACCAAUACCCUGAGGAUUUUGGCAUUGGAGAAGCUGGGUGCUGUCUUCAAUCAAGUAGCCUUUCCACUGCAGUACACACCCAGGAAAUUUGUCAUCCACCCUGAAAGUAACAACCUUAUCAUCAUUGAGACUGAUCAUAAUGCCUACACUGAGGCCACAAAAGCUCAGAGGAAGCAGCAGAUGGCAGAGGAAAUGGUAGAAGCAGCAGGGGAGGAUGAGCGAGAGCUGGCUGCGGAGAUGGCAGCAGCAUUCCUCAAUGAAAACCUCCCUGAGUCCAUUUUUGGAGCUCCUAAGGCUGGCAAUGGACAGUGGGCCUCUGUGAUCCGAGUGAUGAAUCCUAUUCAGGGGAACACACUGGACCUUGUCCAGCUGGAACAGAAUGAAGCUGCUUUUAGUGUGGCUGUGUGCAGGUUCUCCAACACUGGCGAUGAUUGGUAUGUGCUGGUGGGUGUGGCCAAAGACCUGAUACUGAAUCCCCGAUCUGUAGCCGGGGGCUUUGUCUAUACCUACAAGCUCGUGAACAAUGGGGAAAAACUGGAGUUUUUGCACAAGACUCCAGUGGAAGAGGUCCCUGCUGCCAUUGCCCCAUUCCAGGGGAGGGUGUUGAUUGGUGUGGGGAAGCUUCUGCGAGUCUAUGACCUGGGAAAGAAGAAGUUACUCCGAAAGUGUGAGAACAAGCAUAUCGCCAAUUACAUCUCUGGGAUCCAGACAAUUGGACAUAGGGUAAUUGUAUCUGAUGUCCAGGAAAGUUUCAUCUGGGUUCGCUACAAGCGUAAUGAGAACCAGCUUAUCAUCUUUGCUGAUGAUACCUACCCCCGAUGGGUCACAACAGCUAGCCUCCUGGACUACGAUACUGUGGCUGGGGCAGACAAGUUUGGCAACAUUUGUGUCGUGAGGCUCCCACCUAACACCAAUGAUGAAGUGGAUGAGGAUCCCACUGGAAACAAAGCCCUGUGGGACCGGGGUUUGCUCAACGGGGCCUCUCAGAAGGCAGAAGUGAUCAUGAACUAUCACGUGGGCGAGACAGUACUUUCGUUACAGAAGACCACGCUGAUCCCUGGAGGCUCAGAAUCGCUUGUCUAUACCACCUUGUCAGGAGGAAUUGGCAUCCUUGUCCCGUUCACAUCCCAUGAGGACCAUGACUUCUUCCAGCAUGUGGAAAUGCACCUCCGGUCCGAGCAUCCCCCUCUCUGUGGGCGAGACCACCUCAGUUUUCGUUCCUAUUACUUCCCUGUUAAGAAUGUGAUUGAUGGAGAUCUCUGUGAGCAAUUCAACUCCAUGGAGCCCAACAAACAAAAGAAUGUCUCUGAGGAACUGGACCGAACCCCACCUGAGGUGUCCAAGAAGCUUGAGGACAUCCGGACUCGCUACGCCUUCUGAGCCCUUCCUUUUCCUAUGGGGCUUGUCAGAGACCUUAUUUCCCUCACCACCUGGUUCUGAAUUCAUGUGACAGAAGAAGGGUGGCUGUAUAAUUAAGACUUUGUAAUAUUGAAGCUAGUAGCUCUUCCCCAUCCACUCUUCCCCUGGAGUGACUGGUUUCCCCUAAAAUUGGCACUGAGAUUUGCUACACUUCUCCUUGCCUGGUACAUAAUACAUUGCCCCCAGGUUCCGGUGUGGAAUACAGUGUCCCUUUUCCCAGAGCUUUCUCGCAUUGAUAUUUUUGGCUCUGCUCUCUACUUUUGUAUACACCCUUAAUUUUUAACUGGUUAUUCUGUAAAUAUAGUUUUGUAUGAUGUUAUCUUUGUGGGAGGCGGGAGACAAGCUGAGAUGGGGACCAGGUUGGCUAUAGUACAACUCCGGAGUUCUGCCACCCUGGAACCUAACCAGAAAUACAAACCUAGCUUUUAAGGUGGCUGGUGUCCAUGUGUCUUUGCUGAGAAUCUAGGUGGGAGAUUGGAGCCCAAGUUGGAGCAGGAAGAGCUGAGUUUCCUCCUUCCAGUUACCAACUUGGACUUCUGGCACCCUGUGGCCUCAUGCUCCCAGCUCUGUGAUGGUUUUUGGCUUUCUCUAGUCUUUUCUACUAUGCAGAUGAAACUUGGGCUUGAUAAUAAUUAUAUAGUCAUCCAUAUCUCUUCCCAUUGGAUAGUGAGGAAGGGUGGCUGGUUUCUUCUUCCCUGUUUUAGCUCCCUUCUACUUUGAAGCCUUAGAGUGAAGGAUUUGGCAUGAAUUCCAGCUGCCUAGUCUCUUAAUAGAUGCUCCUUUUACUUCCACAGCUCCUGAAAUGAUCAUUUGCCAUCUGUCUACUAGGAAGGAUCAGUAAGUACAGAAGAACCUGCCCUUGGGAAUAAAGUCAGUACAUGUGGUCCCUUUUUAAAGGCACAUGGGUAAUGGGGUCGGGGGCGGGGAGGCCUGUCUUCAACAGACAUCUUAGGUGGGCUCUGGAGGGCCUUUGGAGUAUGUGGAGGCAGCAGCUGGAAGUGACCCAGUGUCAAAUGUUCCAAUUCACACUUGAGAAUUCAGCCUUCCCACGUCAAACUGUAUGGGAAGCCUUAAUGUUCCAGGCAAUCCGUCAGCUUCAUUGAACAUGGAGAGGCCUGAGUCAUUUGUUUUCUGAGUACUUCACAGAGUAAAACCCUUUUUUGUUUGUGUGCUCAGCACUUCCAUUGAACAGAUUCUCUGGCAGGCACUGGGUUAGAGUCAGGAAUGGAGGUGGUUAGAUAUAAUCUUUGACCUCUAACAGCCCACAUUCCAAGUGCAGAGAGGGUUCCUGAUGCUAUCCCUGGAACUGUGUAUCUCUUUAAUCACAGCUUGGUUUUGGAUCAGUCAGUAGAGACCUGAGUUUUGCCAGGAAUUGAAUCCCUAAAUGACACUUCAUUUUCUCAGUUCAUGGGUAUACAUAGUAGACAGUACUUCUGAAUUACAUUUGCAUAGUUUGAUUCCAGGGCUCAUUUUUGCUGUGCCCCCCGCCCACUUGUUCCAUUUAGCUUGUCAGAUUGAUUGUAUGAUGUUGAUGUGCGGUAGUAUGAGAAACUCAGCAUAGAUAUUUGAGCAGUGGCUCCUUGUUCCUAGGCUCUCUCCUGAAAUACUUCUUCCUACAGUAGUAGGGGGGUUAUGUAAGAACGGAAAACUUGAUCUCUGUAUAGAAUCAGGAAUUGCCACCCUUUUUUUGUUUUUAUUAUGUAGACAGCAGUUUAUUGUCCAACCCAGGGGAGGAAGACACCACGUCACUCAGGGAUACUGCAUGCGAUCCAUGCUAGACAACAUGGGGGUUGCAUUCAGGAGCCCAGUAAACAACUAGGGGCUUUGGGAGGCAGGCUUUGUAAUAUCAAGAGGGUGGAACUUCUCCUGUUCUUGUGGGAAGUUGUGAUUGGCUUGUUUGAAUAAACCCACAGACUGGCAAGGAGCUGAAACCUCCCCAGAGGUGGGCAGGACCUGUGCCUGGUCCUUUGGUACAGAGGAUUGUUUAGCCAGGGAACCUCAUUCAUGAGAACAGAGUGGGGAGGGAAGCUUUGGCGAUUAGGCCACUUGAAGCCCUUCUGAUUUUAUAGCAUGAGAUACUGGACCUUAAUUUUAGAUCUUACACCAUAACUGGGAAUGUGUGGUCAUCUGAUUAUUGCUCCACUAGAGAGCUACUGGUAGGCCAGGCAAGGGUGAAUUUCACAUUGGAUCAUCAUCUUGUGCUUCCAGUGUAUUACAAGAUUCUCUUCCAUUCCUGGGGAAAAUGAUAACAAACUCAGUGGAAUUGUCAGAGAAAUAUGGGUGUGUAUUGGAAAAUGUUAUCUGAUAGAGGACAGCAAAUCAUGAGCUUAUAUUCUGAGCAUCGUGCUAAGCACAGUGAGAAAUUCUCAAGGCUCGCUCAGCUGAACUUGACAUUCUAGUAGGGGAGAGGAGGCUUAUACAUGUGAAAUAAUCAGCCAAAUAUGUUUAUAGUAGAAAGAGAACUAGAAUCAGGCAACGUGUCUGAUCUGGUUGGGCCAAAUAACAGCUGAGUGAAUUUGGGCAAGCCAUUAAAACUUCUGAGCCUUGGCUCCCCCAGCUGUAGAAAGUGAAAGGAGAGGUGUAAUAUACGCUGCACAGAAGUCCCUAAGUAUGUAGCCCAACCUGACUUAAAACAGCAUCUUAGUUCCUCAGAAUCCCAACAUUCAUCAACAAGUCAGUGACCCUGUAUCUCUUGGGAGUACAAAUUGUGUUUGUAUGUUUGUUUUAUUUUUUUCCCCAAAUUUUCCUCAUCAUGAAAAUCAUCCCUUAGGCCACUCAAUAAAAAAUACAGAUUCCUAGGAGUCUCUCCCUUAAAUCUGGAAUGGAAUUUGUAAAUAAGUCUAGACAUGAACUCACAGGCCUGAGUUCAGUCAAGUCUCUGCCCCUGAUUAGAUCCACGAUUUUGGUCAGGCCAGUUGGCUUCUCGUGCAUAACAUGGAGAUAAACAGGAUUGAUGUCACAAUAAAAUGAGAGCGUAUACCUGAAACACCCAGCAGUCAGCCCAGCAUGUUGUAGGUUCUUAUCGAUCCAAACCCCAGCCCUUAAUAUGUGGGGCUUGGAUCAGCACAGUGAAGUCUUCCAUUUUCCUUUAGGAGUCACCAUGGAUGCAGAGCUCCUUCCCUUCCCACCCCUCACACAUCACAGUGAUGUUCUCUUUUCCCCUUACAUUGCUUUACUUUUGAUGUGUCUGUUGACUUUGUCAUGUUCUCUGUUGUGGCCAAAUGGGUGCUGGAUGAGAUACAAGUUUUGAAGGAUAUACAGACAGCAUUUCAGCUCCAUAACUGAGGGGGCUUCUCUGGAUUUGAUUUCUCUGAAUUCUCACAGCUGGAAAGGUUUUCUUUUCUCCAGUUUUAUUGAGAUAUAAUUGACAUACAUCAUUGUAUCUAUUUAAGGUAUACGUCAUAAUGGUUUGACAUAUAUAGUUUAAUUAAAUCCAUCAUCUCAAAUACAAUAAAAAGAAAAAGCAAAAAAAGAAAAACUUUUCUUGUGAAGAGAACUCUUAGGAUAUUCUCUUACCAACUUUCAUAUAUAUCAUACAGCAGUGUUAACUCUAGUCAUCAUGUACAUUGCAUUCCUAGUACUCAUUUAUCUUAUGACUAGAAGUUUAUAUCUUGACCACUUUGCUCUGAUGUCCUGUCCCCCCAUUCUGCUCCCCACCCCUUCCCUCACAAAUCUGAUCUCUUUUUCUGUGAGUUUCCUUUUUUGGUUUUGUUUUUUUAGAUUCUGUAUAUAAGUGACGUUAUACAAUAACUUGUCUUCUUCUGUCAGGCUUAUUUCACUUAGCAUAAUGCUCUCAAGAUUUAUCCCGUCCUGCAAACACACACACACACACACACACACACACACAGACACCACAUUUUCUUUAUCCAUUCAUCUGUUGAAGAACACUUAGGUUGUUUCCAUAACUUAGCUAUUGUAAAUAACGCUGCUAUGAACAUGGAAGUACACACGUUUCUUUGAGUUAGUGUUUUCAUUUCCUUUGGCUACAUUCUCAGAAGUGGAAUUGCUCUGUCAUGAGGUAGUUCUGUUUUUACGUUUCUGAGGAUUGUCCAUAUUCUUUUCUGUAGUGGCUGUACCAGUUUACAAUCCCACCAACACUGCACAAGGGUUCCCUUUUCCCCACAUCCUCACCAGCAUUUAUCUCUCGUUUUCUUGGUGAUGCCCAUUCUAACAGGGGUGAGGUGAUUUAGCUCACCUGAAGGACAGAGGACUUAGCUGUAGUUUGAUUUGCAUUUCCCUAAUGACUAGUUUUGUUGAGCAUCUUUUCAUGUACCUGUUGGCCAUUCAUAUAUCUUCUUUGGAAAAGUGCCUGUUCAGGUCCUUUGCCCCAUUUUUUAAUUGGAUUUUUUGUGUUUUGCUUUUGAGUUGUCUGAGUUCUUUAUAUUGUUGGAUAUUAACCCUUUAUCAGAUAUAUGGUUUGCAAAUAAUUUUUUCCAUUCCAUAGAUUGUCUUUUUUACUUUGUUUCUUUUGCUGUGUGACUUUAGUCUAAUGUAGUCCCACUCGUUUAUUUUUUAUUUUGUUGCUUGUGUUUUGUGUUUUAGGUGUAUCCAGGAAUUUUCACCAUUGAGCUUUCUCGCAUAUCAGUGGGUUUGCUUGUUCUCUGCAAAACAGGGCGCUGACAAGUGGAAUUUUAGGAGCACAGGCACAAGGAAUUAGGCUUGAAUAUGUUGAGACCAGUUUUGUCUAGUUCAUAGUUGUUGCUGUAGGACCUACAGAAAGUGUUUAAUAAAAUUUAGUGAUUGGAUACAGCUAAAUUACAAAUCCCAUCUGUAUAAGUGUUAAGGGGACCACGUCAACUCCUUUGGUUUAGUUGUGCAACCAGGUAAACAGAGAACUCUGUCCUGUUUUGCAAAACACAUUAGAGGCUGCCGUAGAACUGAGAAGGAAGGCCACCCCACCAAGGCAUUUGCUCUUGGUUAUUAGGAUUGCUCCCAUUCUGCUGCUGUUAAAUCUCUGCAAUUUGGGUCUAAAAAAGUACUGAAAAGUUUUUAGCUGCCUCAACUUUUCCCUGACCUCACGAGUGGAGUUUCCACAGAUGUUGUUUCAUUUGGAAGAUCUUUUGCUAUGAAUAGCAUUCCUUUGGGGGAGGGGGGUUCAAGUUGGACUGUGGAUGGAAUGUUGGCUUUUGUUUUUUUUAAUGCUAGCAAGACAGCUGCUGGGGCUGGGAAAGACUCUUGGGGUUCACUUACCUCAUGGGGAGAGCUCUGGUCUCCAGAAUCCAUGCUGCUCCCAUGACUGCAGCCUCUCUUGAGGUUAUUAGUGGGAAGCCAGAAAUGUUGGGAGAAUUGUUCAAAUGAAUCAACCUGGCUUUCAGUUUUGUUUUUUUUUUAAUUCCUAAAUUCUGUUUCUAUUCAAAAUAGAAAUGCCAUGUGUUUGUGUGAAUCAUCCACUUGCUCAUUUGAAUAUGGAAUAUUGUAUGUGAAUAUUUUAAGUUUAUUGCACCCUUAAAAUAUAUUCAAGGGCUGUAUCCAGAUCUCUGGUGCUGAAGUCAAACCUUGUCCAAAAAAAUAACAAUGUAGGGAUACGGAUGACUGGGGUACAUGGGUGACGAUGUCUGGGGUGUAUGGGUAGGGAAGAAACACCUCUGUGGUCAGUGGCUGAUUUAUAUUUGGGGAUCUGAUAACCCACUGUGUGGGCCUUGUAUGAAGUUUGAGUGAACUGAAAUCAGUAGAUACGGACUACACAGCACUCAAGAGAAUCCCCUUCACCACUCUGCAUUAGCAUCACCAAGAGCUUUUCUAUAGAAGCUUUGAAAGUCAACAUCAAGAGAUAUGCCUAAUACACUAGAAGAUGGUGCUACGUUCAUUUAUUCCACCAAUAUUUACUGAGCACCUACUGUGUGUUACCUCCUUGAAUAUCUGCUCUACACCCAGGAGUUUUUGUAACUUGGCAUGCUGUUUCUGUCCCUCUGAGUCUGGUGGUGACGUUGAGUCUGCCAGAGAGCCUGGUGACAAAUUUCACAGGAUCCUAAGGCCCAUGUCUCUAGUUUUCUCAGAUAAAACAGGCACAGCCUUGGGAUUUCUGGGAAAAGUCAGAAGGUCCCAAGUAUGAAAAAUGAGGAGGUGGAGAGUAGACAGCCAAAGAUUUUUGGUCAGGAAGCUAGGAAAUCUGUUGCAGUGGCUUUUCUGUUCUCCAGAUUACUCUGCUGGGGGUGUCUGGGCAUCUGUAUAUUUCACAAUCUGGUAAUAAUAAUCAGACAUGGAAAUCACUAGGUGGUUUCCAGGAGAAUGAGGGAACAUUGCCUCUUGUUUAAAAUGAAGCAAAAGAAAACACCAAGUUUAUAGGAGACACAAGGAUGGGAGACUCAACUGGACGUAGCUAAAGGCCCCUGUCAGCCCCAGCUCACCCUCUAACUCCAGCAGCUCUGUCAGCACCCAGUCAGGCUUGGCUGUAAUCCCAGAGGCAAACCCACCCCAGUUCCCCGCCUCUGUCUAUUAGAGUCUGGUCCUCAGAUUUUUAUCCCACAGGCCCACCCGGCAGAAUAUACCCUUUUCUAACUGCAAGCAAAAUCUCAGGGAAUGAGAGUUGCUUUUGAUUAGGCCAUUUGAGGAGAGUUUUUACAAGUUAAUAAUUUGGGGUCAUGAGUAAAUGUGUAUAAGCUAGUGUGACAUGUGAUGGUGAAAAGUAUUAGCAUUUACUGUGAGUCAUUAGGGGGUCUAGUGCUGUUAACAGGGCACACUGAGAAAUCUCUUGCCUUUAAGGAGCUGAUGCUGCAACUGGAGAAAGGCGACUUCACAUAAAGCAAUCAGAAACAAGAUCCCAUCUGCCAAAUGCCAAGUAGGAGUGAAGUCCAUAGAACACUGGAUAUGAAGUCACAUGACCUGUGUUCACCAGUCUCUAAGCUUGGUCUCAGCUUCCUUUCUGUAAAAUGGGAGAAUAAGACCAACCUCUUGUUACUAGGGGACGUAGUAACAGCAAAGUGCUUUCCACUGAGCUUCCAGGGUGUCUGAGGAGGUGUGGCCACAGAACUUGGAUCCAAAAGCGCUGGGAGAACUGGAGCCACUUCCAUCUCGAAUUGCAGCCCUAUAUGCGAUGCUUUGAAAGAAAGGGGCAUCAUUCUAAGCCAAGAGGUCCCGGAGAGGGCACAGUGGAGUUUGUUCAGACUUCUGUGAGACCCCAGUGAUAUGCUGUGGCUGUACCCGCAUCACCUCCACCCCACUUGCCCUCCCAUGGGCUGCUUGACUACUAUGAAUCAGCUUGGUAGAAAUACAGCAAGGCCUUGCUGACGGUGUGGCCGGUGUAGUCACGGCCUUGGGCACAGGGGUGGGAAAUUAGCCAUAGUACAUUCCAGUGUGGGCAUUAUUGUCCUGCUGGCCAAACCAGGAAUCUGGUUUUGUCAGUCCAACUGAGAAACCAUUUCUUGGGAAACUUCUUGAACAACUACUUUUGCCAGGCAUUGACAUUCAGAAUAAGAUAUGCUAACAUCUUCUAGGCCAGCAUUUCCCAAACCAGGUUCUGUGGAAUCCUAGAUGUUAAUAAGGGACUCCUUAGUAAAGGAUUCUGUGCUUACUUUCAGGGAAACAUGCAAACUAUCUUGGGUAGUUUGAUGCUUUGAGCACAGCCCCUUCCCCUGUCCCUUGCUCUCUAUUUGUCUGCUGGUGGGGGAUCUAAAGGAUUCCUUGAGGGAAUUGCCUGGCUGUCCAGUGGUUAGGACUCGGCGCUUUCACUGUCGUGGCCCGGGUUCAGUCCCUGGUCAGGGAACUAAGAUCCUGCAAGCCAUGCAGUGCAGCUGAAAAAAAAAAAAAAAGGGUCCCUUGGGGAAUUGGCCCACCCCUAAAUAUUCCAAAUAUAGUCUAAGUACAUCAGGGAGCUUGUUAGAGAUGGAGCUCCCCCUUAAGUUCCCACAGAACUGUGCUAGCAGAACCAUUCUCAGCUCUCUGACGCAGGCAAAGUGAGAGUGUCCCUUGUCCUUGGAGAUCGGGUUGAGCAAAGGAUCUCUCUUUCAUGUCAUCAGGAACUCCCACAAGUGCUGUGCCAGAUCACAUAUUACACCAGGACAGGCCAAGUCAUGUAAGGAGGGAAGCCCUCUCGCUGUGUGAUCUUGGGUUAGAUACUUCAUCUCUCUGGGCUCAUGUCUCCAUCUGUAGACUGGGUAAUUGACUGGUCCUCAACACUGAUGAUAUUUAUCAAAGGCCUUUUCUCCAUCUGAUGUUUGUCCCCCUAUGUACACAUGCACUCCAGUCACUACCACAUCACCCAGUUUUAUUAAGUUUUGUAGAAGGGUUUUUGUUAGAGUAAACGUGUUCUGGAGAGGAGCUGGGGUAGCCCCUUAAAACGACCUAGCCUGCCUGGGAUCCAAGACUUGGUUCUGCGGACUCCCACCAUUAACUUGCCACCGUUAACUUGCCAGGCGCACUUGGUCAGAAGAGUUCCGGUCUGAUCGUCUGGGUUUGUGGCCCCCUCCUACUCCAUUCUCCAAGGCAGGCUGGGGCCACGUGGCCCUGCCCCGCCCUUGCUGGCUCCAGUUUCUGAGUCAGUUGCGGUGGCCUGCUUUCCCCGCCCUUCCCAUCAGUCGGGAAGCCGGGAUUGUGGGCUGGGGGAAGCCACAGCUUUUCCCACCUGGCACCCACUGCCCCCAGCUCCUAGGUACCUGUUCCAAGCCCUAGAAAACUGCAUCCUGGUAUGUGAACAGGUAAGAAAGGGGUCGAUUUUCUCUCACAUGGUUUUCUUUGCCUGACUUGACCACCCCAACUUAGCUGCUUCCUUCCUUCACAGAUCACAGCAAGAGGGAUUUGAGCUAGACUUGAAAAACACAGUCCCAGAAAGAAGCUCUUAAAUAUGUGUCAGAAAAGUGGUGUGAAUUCUCUGCUCUGGGUUUCUUUUUUAAACCUUUGCUUUCAUCAGCCUUGUAGGAAAAAAAAUCCAAAUAACCAUAAAGCAAGUUGCUUCUCUCUGCGUUCCCUUCUGAGUUUUGUAAUUCAACAAACCCACUUUCUUAAAUGGCUGUCAUGGGUUACUGGGGGUUGUUCCACUGGAUAUUGCUUUAGUUCCUUAGACCUUAAUGUACUAUGUGCAUGAAUUAUGUACAUGAAUUACCUAUCAAAAAUUUAUUUAAAAUUCUUUAAUGGAAAGGAAAAAAUAGAAUGGCAUACAUGAGCCUUCCUCAUUCAGUUGGUAUUCUGAAAUUAAAAUGAAGUGUUCUGCUUUUACACUUUGCAUUUAUUCUAAUAAAUGCACAUAAACCAACUAACUGUGAUUUUUAAAGUCCAUGUGGUAUCUGCCACGUUAACAAGCCCAUUCCAGGAUAUGCAGCCUUUGUCCCUAAAUUGUGAAAUUAGAUUGCUUCCAGGUGUUUUGCAAUUAAUAAUUUGACUUUUAUGGACAACUCUGUGGAAAUAACUUUGUCUUUUAGAUUUCUUUUUUUAAUCUCUCCUUGGAUUUUAUUCUCCAUCCAGAAUAAAUACUUGAGGUAAACCCAAGAACAUUUAUGUAGCUCAGCUUAUGUUACACAUGGUAUUAUGAGCUCACUCAUAAUACUUUUCAGGACCAUGAUGGCAUGAGGGAGUGGGUGGGUAACUUGUAUUCUCUGGAUUUUUCAGGAAGUGGGAUGGAGGCAGUCUAGCGCAGUGGUUGAGACUUGGCCUUUGAAGGCAGGCUAGCCUGGGUUUGUAUGUGUAGCUGCCUGACCUUGAACUCUCACCUAAUGACUUCAAUUAGUUCACAUGUAAAAUACAGAUUACAAAACUCCUUAGGGGUAUAGGAAAGGCAGAGAUAGUAUUUGUAAAACAACAUUGGUGCUUAAUAAGCACCCCUGGAAGACUUUCGAACCUGGGGCUUUCUCUGGGCGAUUUUAGAAGCUGGGUAGAGUUGAGAGUCAUCUCAAGUGCCUUUUUUGACCCCUUCCCCUCUUCUAAUUCAGCCACCUGUUAGAGGUUAUUUGUUUUUUUUUGUUUUUUUUGUUUUAACUUGGGCCCCUGUCUGUGCUAAGGCUGGAGAACUGGGCAUCAGGGAACUUGCAGUUUAGAUCAGCCUCUUUCCAAAGGUCCCCCAGACUCAGCCACCUGCCAUCAGAUCUGGAUGCCACCAGUCCCAUCUCUUAGCCACCUUCCUCAAAGGGCAGGUUUAAGGGAUCACUGGACAGAGUGGAGAAUUCCUUGGAAGUCUGUGGACACACCUUUUGUUCCCCACUCUGGUAGUUUGCUAGGAGGCCACAUGGAGGCACAAUGGAGUACGCAUAGGCUGGGUUCUAACCUGGCUGCACAAAUUCCCAGCAGUAAAAUGGGAAUGUUAAUACCUGUGCCAUAGAAUUACAUGAGAUAAUAUAGGUAAAGCAGCUGGCACUUAGGGGCCCAUUACUGUGGAAGGUCAAGGCCAUGUUCCAGAGCCUUUGAGAAAGUACCAGAAUUAGCCACAAAAGACAGGCAGAAAACUCAUGUUCAUUGCCUCAGUCAAUAAACAUUUAUCGGGCUGGCUGGUCAUGGUGCUGGAAGCUAGGGAAAGAUAUUGGGUUGGCCAAAAAGUUUGCUCGGGUUUUUCCAUACGAACUUAGCCAACCCAAUAUAUAACACAGGCUCCCUGCUCUUGGUACAGGUGUACAGCCCAUCCCAAGGGACAGAGGAGACUGACUGCAGCUGCCUGGGCACUUCAGGACAGCCCCCUCCUUAAGAAGGAAGAACAAUCUGUUAGGCAGAGAUGGGGAGGAAGCGAGAGUAGCAAGUGCUAAAGCCCAAUGGCAUUUGGGAAAGGGUGGGAAGUUCAGGAGGGCUGCAAAGGGAGAUUAGAGGAAGUGGUGGGGACCAAAUUCUGAAGAACCCUGAAAGUCAGGUGAGAAUUUGGACUUCGUCUCAAGUAUAUAGGGAUUUAAGUGGCUUUGGGGAUGUCUGUUCUGGCAGCUUUGGGGGUAGAGGAUGAUGUUCGAGGCCUGGAAUGCCCCCAGCCUUCCACCCCAUUUCAGGGGCUUUGAUGGUACCCAAGAUAAAUCAUUGCAGAGAGUGGGAUUCUCAAGACAGACUUGGCCUGGGGAAGCCUGGCCUGCAAGUUGGGGCCCAGGGUUCUGGGGUUCUGGUCCCAGAUCUUCUAUGAUCAGACCCAGGGUCUCCUCUCCUGCCUCAGCUGAGAGUUCAGGGCAGUCAGGUUUCUUACAGCUCUUGCCUUUUGGAGGUCUGCAAAAUGUCUCUGGAGACUGCAUUCAUCCUAUUCCCCCACCCCUGCAACACUGUCCAUGGUGGCUGUCCAUGACCCAGCCUUGGCCUUGGGAGGAAGAGGCAUCUUGUCUGAAGUGGACUGACCCCUUGAACCUGAGAGGCUCCAUGGAAGUCCGAGAACUGUGGCCUCUAGCCCUGUGACAAUCCCAGGGGGCUUCUGGGCUCCGACUCUCCUGCACGCUUGCCUGAGGGCCCUGUUCCACAGCUGGGGGAUGGUGUGCCCUGGAAUAGGGCUGUGGACAUCCUGGGAACGUACCUCCCAAACUUCCCAGGGGCUGCUGGGAGUGUUCUGUCUGUGCAUCUCAGCCAGGAAGGGGUCAAUAGCCAACGCCUGGAGAACCAGCCAGAACUUUCCCCUUGGGUCGAUCUCAGGUGACGAAGAGGUGGAUGAGUGGGGAUGUGGCUACAGUUAGCAACGUUGAGGUCAAGGUGAAGAAUUUGAAAGGCCAAAGAGAUGUGGACUUGCCACGUGGGCAGCUAUUCAGAAAGGUCAGGCCCUGCUCUUCAAGCUUUCUGGGUGCCUGUUAUCUGUCAUAGCAUGAGAAUGUCCACAUUCUGGCCCAGGACUCUUACCACAUCCAAGCUCCCACUUCUGACUUUAUCACCCACAGGUCUCCUCAAUCUUCCCUUCCCAGCUGCCACAUCUGCCUUUCCCUCUUUCCCAAGAGCUAGAACUUCCCUGCUUCUUUGUCUUCCUACUUUCUCAAAUCAUUAACAUCUCUUCAUAUGCACUUUUUAACCAUCUUAAUCAUUUUUUAGUGUAUAGUUCAAAGGUAUUAAAGUACAUUUACAUGGUUACAAAACAGAUCUCCACAACUUUUUCAUACUGUAAAACUGAAACUCUGCCCAUUAAACAAAAACUCCCCCUUUCUCCCUCCAGACAGUCCCUGGCAACCACCGUUCUACUUUCUGUUUCUAUGAAUUUGACUAGUCUUAGGUACCUCACAUAAAUGGAAUCAUAGAGUAUUUGUCUUUCUGUAUCUGGCUUAUUUCGCUUAGCAUAAUGUCCUCAAGGCUUAUCUGUGUUGUAGCAUGCAUCAGAAUUUCCUUUUUAAGGCUGAAUAAUAUUCCCUUGUAUAUAUACCACGUUUUGUUUAUCCAUUUAUCUGUCAAUGGACACUAGGGUUGUUCCAUGUUUUAGCUGCUGUGACUAGUGCUGCUAUGAACAUGGGUACACAAAUAUCUCUUUAAGACCCUGCUUUCAAUUUUUUGAGGUAUAUACCUGGAAAUGGAAUUGCUGGAUCGUAUGGUAUUUCUGUUUUUAACUUUUAGGAACCUCCAUACUAUUUUUCAUGGCACUUGCAGCAUUUUACAAUCCUACCACAAGUGCACAAGUGUUCCAGUGUCUCCAUAUCAUUGCCAACACUUUUUAUUAUCUGGGUUUUUGGUAGUGGUCAUCUUAAUGGGUGUGAGGUGAUAUCUCACUGUGGUUUUUAUUUGUGUUUUUCUGGAGAUUAGUGAUGGUGAGCAUCUUUUCAUUUAGCUGUUGACCAUUUGUAUGUCUUUGAAAAAAUAUCUACUCAAGUCCUUUGCCAUUUUUUAAUCAGCUUAUUUGAUUUUUUUGUUGUGAGUUGUAGGAGUUCAUUAUAUAUUCUGGAUAUUAACUCCAUAUCAUAUUUGCAAAUACUUUCUUCCAUUCCAUAGGUUGCCUUUUCACUGUGUUGCUGUGUCCUUUAAUGCACAAAAGUUUUCAGUUUUGAUGUAGUGCCAUUUGUCUAUUUUUGCUUUUGUUGCCUGUGCUUUUGAUAUCAUAUCUAUGCAGUCAUUGCAAAUCCAAUGUCAUGAAGCUUUUUACGUUUGUUUUCUUCUAGGAGUUUUAUAGUUUUGGAUCUUAAGCCUGUGUAAGCAUUUAAUAGCUUUAUUGUUUUUAUGAUAUGUGCUUAUUAUAAAAAAUACCAACAAUUCAGAAAAGCACAAGAAGAAGAGAAAAUCUCAAUCCCACUCCCCAAAGGGAACCACUCCCUAAUAAUAUUUUACUGGGCAACUCUCCAGACAGUGCCUUACUUCAUCACUCCUCAAACUGUAACCUGCACAUGAAUCACCUGAGGAUUUUGUUAAAUUCUCAUUACAAAGGCCUGGGGUGGGCCCAAGACUCCACAAGCUCUUAAGUGAUUCUACUGCUAUUGAUCAGGAAACCAUACUUGGAGGAGCAGGGGUCUGUAAGUAUACACGCACACAGCUCUAUGUCCUAUGGGAUCAUACUAUACUUUUUUUUUUUUUUUACUAUUUUUUUAUUUAUUUUAUUUUUUUGGCUGUGUUGGGUCUUUGUUGCUGCACGUGGGCUUUCUCUAGUUGUGGCAAGUGGGGGCUACUCUUCAUUGGGGUGUGCGGGCUUCCCAUUGCGGUGGCUUCUCUUUGUUGUGGAGCAUGGGCUCGAGGUGCAUGGGCUUCAAUAGUUGUGGCACGUGGGCUCAGUAGUUGUGGCUUGCAGGCUCUAGAGUGCAGGCUCAGUAGUUGUGGCGCAUGGGCUUAGUUGCUCCGCGGCAUGUGGGAUCUUCCUGGACCAGAGCUCGAACCCAUGUCUCCUGCAUUGGCAGGCAGAUUCUUUUCUUUUUAAUUUUAUUUAUUUAUUUAUUAUUUAUUUAUUUAUGGCUGUGUUGGGUCUUCGUUGCUGCAUGCGGGCUUUCUCUAGUUGCGGCGAGCGGGGGCCACUCUUCAUUGCGGUGCGCGGGCUGCUUAUUGCAGUGGCUUCCCUCAUUGUGGAGCACGGGCUCUAGGCGCGUGGGCUUCAGUAGUUGCGGCAGGCGGGCUCAGUAGUUGUGGCUCACGGGCUCUAGAGCACAGGCUCAGUAGUUAUGGCACACAAGCUUAGCUGCUCCGCGGCACGUGGGAUCUUCCCGGGCCAGGGAUCGAACCCGUGUCCCCUGCAUUGGCAGGCGGAUUCUCAACCACUGCGCCACUGGGGAAGCCCUCCAUCAUUGUUUAUAGUGGCCCCGUAUUAUCCCAUUGUAUGGUCGGAUGGUAAUUCAGCUAGUUCCUAUGGAAGAAGUUCAGGUGCUACCAAGUUAUCACUGUUAGAAAUAAUGCAUUCACAAACAUCGUUGUCACCAUGUCUUUGUUUACCUGAAGGAAUUACUGUUAUGGUGUUUAUUUGUCUUUCUAGGAAUCAGGCCAGAACUAACACAUUCAAAUGUAUUAGUCCUCACAGUCACCUGGGGGACUGGACACUUAAUCUCAAGGCUCUGCCAGCCCACCAAUGGUGAGGGGCAGAGCAGUGUGGGAUAGAGGUGGGACAAGUGUGGGGUAGGUGGAGGAUCACAUGGGCCUGGGAGGAGGCAGUGGUGGCCAGCACUGUCGGUGCCCACUCUUCAGCCAGGCAGUGUGUGUCUGGUGCUCAUUUAAUGUCCACAGCUCCCUGGUAGGUUUGACUUAGUCUCCCCCAGUUUACAGAUGAAGAAACUGAGGUGCAGGGAGGACUGCUAGCUUCCCACAGUCACUCAGGCGUGAUGAGGCAGUGCAGAGGACACGCCCGACCCUGCAUAGGUUGCUGUUACCUCGUGUGCCCUGCCUCGUCUCCCAAGAGGCCCUAUCCUGCGCUCCAGCCUCUGCAGAGCCCCGGUCUCACCGGAUUCAAGAGUCUGCGGGCUGCCCUGCGCUGCCAGAGCUGUCCCUGCUUUCGUGCAAGAUAAUCCAAGCAGCUACCAGCCCGUCAGGCAGCUGUGGAGCGAGCCCCCGGCCCCUUCCCCUCUCCUGCCCUGAGAGCAGGGGACCAACUAGAGGAUGCCUCCAGGCUGUCAUCUCUGCAGGCCAUGCAGGGUAAGGCCUUUGCUGAAACGAUCCAGGGGCUGGGGUUAGUUUAGCACUCUGGGGCAGGGUUGGGGUAUGUCCAAGGUCAACACCUCCUCCCUGGCCAGGGCUCCCUGGAUGGAGCUCAGAGGAUGUUGGAGGCUCCAGAGUGGUCACUGAUCAGUUGGACUGCAGGGAUUUGCAGGGAUGGGAGCUGUUGAGAGCACUGGACAGGCUUAGACAGCCUGAACUUGAAUCCAAGCUCUGCCACAUGCUGCCUGUGAGACCUUGGGCAAGUCAGGGCACCUCUCCAGUCUCACUUUCCUCAGCUGUAAAAUAGGAGUAAGCAUAGGCUCUCCCUGUACCCUCUCAUACCUAUUAGGAUGGCUGUUAUGUAGAAAGAAAACAAAAUAACAAGCAUUGGCUGGGAUAUUGAGAAAUUGGAACUCUUGUGCACUGUUGAUGGGAUUGUAAAAUGGUACAAUCCAUUUCCAUGAUACUGUGGAAAACAGUUUGGCAAUUCCUAAAAAAAUUAAAACUAGAACUACCAUAUGACCCAGCAGUCCCACUUCUGGGUGUACACCCAAAAGAAUUAAAAGUGGGGUCUCAAAGAGAUAUUAGUACACCCAUGUUUGUAGCAGCAUUAUUUGCAAUAGGCAGAAGGGUAGAAGCAACUAAAGUAUCCAGUGACAGAUGAAUGGAUAAACAAUAUGUAUAUGUGUAUGUACACACACACACACACACACACACACACACACACACACACACACACACACACACACACACACACACACACACACACACACACACUCUGGAAUAUUAUUCAGACUUAGGAAGGAAAUUCCGAUGCAUGCUAUGACGGAUGAAUCUUGAGGACGUUAUGCUAGGCAAAAUAAGCCAGACACAGAAAGACAAAUUCUGUAUGAUCCCACUUAUGUAUGGUACCUAAGAGUAGUCAGAUUGUAGAAAUGGAAAGUAGAAUGGUGGUUGCUGGGAGCCGGGGGUAGUUAUUGUUCAAUGGAUUUAGAGUUUCAGUUUCGCAAGAUGAAAAUAUUUCUGGAGAUAGAUGGUGGUGAUGGUUGCAACAAUGUAAAUGUACUUAAUACCACUGACAUGUACACUUAGAAAUGGUUAAGAUUUUAUGUUAUAUGUAUAUCAGUACAAUUUUAAAACUUGGGGGAGAAAGUAGUAUAUGCCUCACAGGGGUUUUGUAAGAGUUGAGUGAGACAAGUGAAUGUGAAUUAUUAUUAAUGUCAGAUCUGGGAACAUCCAAGACUUUUUUGCCUCAUGGACCCAGGCAUUGGAGGAGAUUGUGUAUCCCUGUGGGGAGCAGUUGCGCCAUUCUGUAUGAGAUGCUCAGGAUGGGGUUGAAGUCUCUCAUCAGGGGAGACUUCCUGGAGGAAUGACAGGCCCUGCUCAGAGGGUUCCUAGCAUUUGUGGGAUGGGUAGAUUCCAGACAUCGGAAAGUCCCUGGCAAAAAAUCACUUCCACUAAGGGGCAGUUUGCAGGGAGGAGAUUUUAGCUCCGCCUAGAGGACUUGUGACCAGAGCUGGCCGAAUGUGGAACAGGCUGCCUCAUGGAGUGGUGAGCUCCCCAUUAGAGGAGGCAUGUGAGGAGAGGCUGGGCAAGCUGUAGAGGAGACUCCUGCAUGGAGUAGGGGUGGAGUCAGAGGGUUUCCUAGGCUCUGCGCCUCUCUAAUGUGAUCCAGUCGGCAAAGUUAUAUGUAACAGGCCUGUGUAAAGGUGGGACCCAAGUAAGAGGGAGGGGGCAGGCAGGUGAGAAGGCUUGCUGCCAGCCUUCCCCUAAACAACAGUAAUAAUAGUUGCUGCCAUUUAUUCUGGGUACACACUGUUAAAUGCUAAACCGGCUUGAUCUCAGAUCCUCACCACAACCCUGUAUGGUGGGUGCUACAGUCAUCCCCAUUUUACUCCUGGGAACUGAGGCCCAGGGGUUAAAUCUCCUGCCCAAGGUCAGCCAGUAGGCAGUGAGAUGGAAUUUGAAACCAGGCGGUCUGGUGCUAGCCCACUCUGUUGGGUGGAAGUCUCCAAAUCUGCCUCCGCAAGCUGCCUACUCCCUGCCACCCUGCCCCUGGCUGAUAGUUCCUGGGUCCUGACACUCUCACAGGUAGGGAUUUAGCAGCUGCCACCUACCCCUGUGAGUCCUCGGUGCCCCCCUCACUCUGACGGGUUUCUCUGCGGUGCCAGACCCCAUCUGCUUGGGUCUCCAGGGUUCAAGGAUAACACUGCAGACAACACUGGCCUUAUUGGGAGCCAGGCUCCUUGUCACUCAAUGUCCCCCUUCUUCUGUUUAACAGGACCCUCCUUGACAACUCUCUACAGGGCUCCAAGUCUUUCCCAUAGCUGUUGAGUUCAUUCUGCCUUUUUUGCAACUGAGUUUUUUCCAGCCCAGCUCUCUGGGUGCCAAGACCUUGUCCACAUGAUUCAAUUUGUCCAAGUUCCCAGGCUAGCACCCGCAAGUCAAUAAAUGCUGUCCUUAAUGGUGGCAAUACGGUGGCCUCCUCUGUCUUUCGAAUUACAGAGGAAGCCCUGGCAGGGACGGCGAUUGAGCCAGAAUGACCCAGUUAGUGGGGAUGCCAUUCACACCUUAUGAAGAUGCAGGGAGCUACCGUUUAAAGACAUCUCCGUGCCAGGUAGGGUGCUAAGCUCUACGCGGGCACUAUCUCACCAAAUUCACACAGAGCCCAGGAGGUGAAGAACUGCAAUUUUCCCAUAUUACAGAUGAGGCAACUGAGACUUGGAGAGGUUAAGUCACAUGUUCAGAAGCUCAGAUCUUUCUUUCUCCCCAUUGCUGCCUUGGAGGCUUUGCAUUGGUAGCUGAUCCGAUAGCAGUAAUAUUAGUGCCACUUGCUGCUUAGUGGAGAAGUCGUACAUCUAAGAUUGCUGUCCGCCUCCCUCCUGGUACCCUCACUGCCACCCUGGGAGUGGGCCUGGGUAGUGCUAUUUUGUGGAUGAAGAAGGUGAUUAGGGGCUUCCCAUGGUCCCAUAGUGGAAGGGGUACACCAGAGCAGGGUGGUGAUCCUUCUGGCCCGCCUUGCUCUGCAGACCCCUUCCCACCUCCACUGCACUGGGUCUCAGGCUAUGUAGCCCUCCUGCUUGUCUCUUUGGAGGGUCUGUCCCAGGCCCCAGUGAAGCAGCUCUGCACAGAGGCCAGCAGACCAGCUGGCCCAGCAGAGGCUGGGCUGGGGCCAGGUGCUUUCCAGUGUCUUCCUGCAGCUGGGAAACCUUUCUUGGAUGACAUCUCUGCAGAGGGUGCCCCCUGGUCCUACUUGCCCUGGUUCCCCUCCCAGCCAAGAGAAGACCACUCUUCUCCCUGUCCGUGGAAAUCACAUAGGCAACAUAAUUUUUGACUGUCAGGCUGCAGCAAUGGAAUUCUGGAACCUGGAAGCCUAUAAGGCGUGACUGUUAACCCCAGAGGAGGAAGCUGAGGCUGGUUCAAAAUCUGGGACUUAAACCCUGGGCUGUCUGCUGGCAAAGCCCGUAACAUUGACUACAUAAUUUUUAUUUUAUAAUUUUUAAGCUUUUAAAAAAUAAUUAGUGGGGGUUUUUUUAGGACAGUUUAUCAAUAGAUUUACAGAAAGAUUGAGGAGAAAGUAUAAAGAGGUCCAUAUGGCCACCCUACCCCAGUCACACAGUGCCCCUUGUUAUUAACAUGUGUUAUUAGUGUGGUAAGUUUGUUACAAUUGAUGAAUAAAUAUUAAUACAUUAUUAUUAGUAUAUUAAAACAUUAUUAAAGUUCAUAGUCUAUAUUAGGGUUCACUCUUGGUGUUGUACAUUUAUGGAUUUUGACAAAUGUAUAAUGAAAUUGUGACAAUGUCAGAAUAGUUUCACUGCCCUACAAAUCCUCUGUGUUAUACCUAUUCCUCCCUCCCUCCCUGCAUCCUCUGACAACCACCAAUCUUUCUGCCAUCUCUGUAGUUUAGCCUUUUCCAAAAUAUCAUACAGUUGGAAUCACACAGUAUGUAGCCUUUCCAGGUUGGUUUCUUAUACUUAGAAAUAUGCAUUUCCACUUCCUUCAUAUCUUUUUGUGGCUCGAUAGCUCAUUUCUUUGCAGUGCCUAAUAAUGUCCCAUUGUAUGGAUGUACUAUAGUUUAUUCACUUAUUAGGGGAUAUUUUGGUUGCUUCCAGCUUUUGGUGAUUAUUAAUAAAGCUGCUAUAAACGUAUGUGUGCAGGUUUUUAUGUGGACAUAACAUAUGGUAAGGCUAUGUUUAGCUUGUAAGAAACCACCAAACUGUCUUCCAAAGUGGCUGUACCAUUUUGCAUUUCCACCAACAAUCAAUGAGCGUUCCUGUUGCUCUACUUCUUGUCAGCAUUUAGUAGUGUAAGUUUCUUGGAUUUUAGCCACAAAGUAAUAGGUGUAUAGUGCUAUCUCAUUGUUGUUUUAAAUGUAAUUCCCUAGUGACAUAUGUUGUUGAGCAUCUUUCAUAUGCUUAUUUGCCAUCCAUAUAUCUUUUUGGUGAGGUGUCUGUUCAGAUUCCUUGCCCACUUUUUAAUUGGGUUCUUUUGUUUUUUCUUGUUGAGUUUGAAGAGUUUUUUGUAUAUUUUGGAUACAAGUCCUUUAUCAGGUCUUUCAUAAAUAUUUUCAUCUUCUUAGCUGUGUCUUUUGCAGAGCAAAAGUUUUAAAUUUUAAUAAAGUCUAACUUAUCAAUGUUUCCUUUUAUGGAUCGUGCUUUUAAUGUACAUAAUAACUCAUUACCAAACCCAAGGUUACCUGGAUUUUCUCCUGUUAUAUUCUAGAAGUUUUAUGCUUUUGCAUUUUACAUUUAGGUCUAAGAUCCAUUUUGAAUUAAUUUUUGUAAAAGGUAUAAGGUCUGUGCCUAGAUUCUUUUUUUUUUUUUUUUUUUUUUUGGUAUGUGGGUGUCCACUCGUUCCAGUACCAUUUGUUGAAAGGACUAUCCUUUCUCCAUUGAAUUGUCUUUGCUCCUUUGUCAGAGAUUAGUUACUUAUAUUUAUGUGGGUCUACUUCUGGGCUCUCUAUUCUGUUCCAUGGGUCUAUUGGUCUAUUCUUUUGCCAGUACCACACUGUCUUGUUUACUGUAGCUUUAUAUAAGUCUUGAAGUCAGGUCGUAUGUGUCCUCCAAAUUUGUUCUUCAAUAUUGUGUUGGCCAUUCUGGGUCUUUUACCUCUCCAUAUAAACUUUAGAAUCAGUUUGUAGAUAUCCACAAAAUAACUUGCUGGGAUUUUGAUUGAGAUGACAUUGAAUCUAUAGCUCAAGUUAGGGAGGACAAACAUCUUAACAAUAUUGAGUCUUCCUAUCCAUGAACAUGGAAUAUCUCGAUUUAUUUAUGUCUUCCUUGAUUUCUUUCAUCACAGCUUUAUAGUUUUGAUCAUGUAGAUCUUCAACAUAUUUUGUUAGGUUUAUAUCAAAGUAUUUCAUUUUGGGGGUGCUAAUGUAAGUGGUGUUGUGUUUUUAUUUAUUUAUUUUAUUUAAUCUUUUGGCUGUGUUGGGUCUUCGUUGCUGCACGCAGGCUUUCUCUAGUUGUGGUGAGCGGGGGCUACUCUUCAUUGCGGUGCAUGGGAUUCUUAUUGCAGCGGCUUCUCUUGUUGUGGAGCACAGGCUCUAGGCGCGCGGACUUCAGUAGUUGCAGCACACAGGCUCAGUAGUUGUGGCUUGCAGGCUCUAGAGCGCAGGUUCAGUAGUUGUGGCGCACGGGCUUAGUUGCUCUGCGGCAUCCUCCCUGACCAGGGCACGAACCCGUGUCCCCUGCAUUGGCAGGCAGAUUCUCAACCACUGCACCACCAGGGAAGUCGGGUGGUGUGUUUUUAAUUUCAAGUAGAUAAUAUAUGUGCACAGUAAAAAAAAAAAAUCAGGGACUUCUCUGGAGGUCCAGUGGUUAAGAUUCCAUGCUUCCACUGCAGGGGGCAUGGAUUUGAUCCCUGGUCGGGGAACUAAGAUCCCACGUGACACACCGUGCAGCUGGGAAAAAUCAGAAAAAAUCAAAAGAUAAGAUUGGUUUACAGUGAAAAGUAGCUUCCUCUCCGUAUCCCAUUCCUUAGGACUCUGUUUUCAUCUGUCCAAAUACAAUCACUAGAUUCUGUGGGUCCUUCUAGAGAUUGAAAUACAUACUCAAGCUCAUAUUUAUAUUUAUUAUUCAUUUGACAAACAUCCAUGAGCAUUUACGAUGGGCCAGGCACAGGAGAUGGGGCAGAGAACAAAAGGAAGUCCUACUCUCAUGGAGCUUACAUUUGUUGCAGUUGGCAUCACCAACUAGAUCUCCACUCCUCACAAAAACUCUGCCCAGCAGGUAUUAUCCCUGUGGGAAGGGCUCAGGAUUGAAGGAGGAUUCUCUGGGGCCAACCAAAUUCUCCAAGAGCUCAAGCAGAGAGGCUGGUCCUGCCAAGAGCUAUGGAUAAGGCUGCUCAAGGCCAGAAGAAGCAGGUUCUUGAAAGGAGGGCUUCUUGCUAAGGCAAAUGGGUAGAGAUGAGGAGGAGGUGAGGAGGCAGCUAAAGGAGGCUGCCAGCCCAGUCUGGAGCCAGAUUCAUAUCAGAUUAAUGACUUGGAAGCCCUCCUAUUCCCAGAUGGCUGCAUUUUAAUUCCUUAGUUUUGUUUCCUCUCGGUUUCUUCUUAGACACAUUCUUCUGGGGUCGAGUCUAACGUUGUUUGGAUGACCUCAGGAGGAAAGGGAUUUAUCUAUACUGUGAGUAACCCUGCCAGGGGAGUGAUCAGGGUGUCUCCAGAGGUGCAGAGGGAACUGUGGUCAUGAGAGGUUAUGAUGAAGAGCCGGGGAGAGGCAGUCAGCUGCUGGGAUCAAGGUGUCUGAGUGGCAGAUGUGGGCCAAGUUGGCUUUCCCACCUGGGUCUCCCUCCCAGGCUGGAGGUGACACUCUUAGACAUGGCACUGGGCUCUCUGGCAUCCCAUUUCCCAUGUCUGCCUUAGACACUGGAGCCAAGGGACGCCCUGCAGCCACAUAUAUGCCACCCUCUACCCAUCCCCCAGCCCAGCUAAAAUUAUUUGUGUCCAUUUGCAGUGAGGGUGGAGCUGUUCUUAUCUGUAUGUGUCAUACAUGUAGUAAUAAUAGUUCACCACUGACCAGGCUGAGGGCCAAUAACUGCAAAUUUCGUUCCCAUUUUAUAGAUGAGGAAACGGGAGCUCUGAAGCCAAAUAACACUGCAUUGCCUCCAGAGGGUCCCAGCACCCAGGGUGGCAGCACACACAGUUGGGGUCCUUCUCCCCAACUUGACACGUUUGUUAAGGCCUCACUCAGGCAGCUCAGGUGGUGCCUGAUAUUGACCCUCCUGGCUGAGCUGAGCCUUUUCCUCUCUCUUAGGUUCUUGGGUGGUUCUCUGGCUCCCACCUUCCCAAGUGGCACUGCUUUGGGCCAUUUCUGAUUAUUUCCUAGGCGUCCACCUCUUAAAGUGGAGUUACCCCCUCACAAGGUUUAGCUAGUUUUAUGGUUCUUGUUACAAAUUGCCAGGUAGGACCGAUCCAGAAAAAUUGGAGUAUUUUAUCAGUGAGCAUGUAUCAGACAUAUGUGUCUCUUACCAAAUACAUCUCUUUAAUUCCUAGAGGCAGAAAGGAUUUACUUAUAUGGUGAUUUACACUCUGUACAAAUGUAAGCAAUGUGUUCUUGAGCCCCUGCAUCUGUUAGGUGUUACCAAUUUUACUGAGUAGAGGAUGAUUCUUCACAUAGCUGUACCUCCUGGGAAUAUACCAGGCAAAUGCCCGGGUGGCUCCGGCCCUGAAGGGACAAUUCUGUAAAGAGUCUAGGACUCCUUUCCAUCUAGGCAUGGCUCAAACUGCCUGGAAGAGCUGUCCCCCAGGCCCUGCCAGGCACAUGAACAUCCAGUAGAGACUCUAGAGGUCACCUUCCUUCACUGCAGGGCUUGGAGGAAUGGUGGUUGUCCUGGCCUCCAGCUUCGGCCUCCAGCUCAUCUUGCACAUCAGUGUUCCCUGAGUGAGUGUGUUCACCAGGUCAUUCCCCUGCUCACAACCUGUACUGGCUCCCUGCUGCCUGACACUCAAGAGCUGCUUGGCUUUCAAGGCCUUCUAUAGUCCUGUGUUGGCCUGCCUGACCAAAGUAGACUCCCAUGACACCCUGAUGCCGCUUCUCGGCUCCAAGACAAGGGACCUUCUCUGCUGUCCCGAGCAUUUGCCAUGUGGGCCUCAUCUCCACGCUUUGUUUACUUUCUCCCCACUUCUCCCUCCUCAGUGUCUUCUCUUGUCCCCAUUUUCCAGCCUUCAUCCUCUAGUUUAAGUCUCCUUCUCCUUGCCAUGAAACCUACUUUGAUCACAUUGGCCAACUUUGAUCCAUCCCUGCUUCAAACACUUAUUACAUUUAUCGUCCAUAAAGACUAGCCUUGAACCAUUCUGUAUAUGUUCUCUCAGCCUGCCUCCAAGACCGCCAACUAGCCUGUGAUUUCCAUAAGGGCAGAAAACUGAAUCCCUGAGAGUCUAAGAUGGUUCUGGGCAUACUGCCUGCUUACUAGCCAUUAAUAGCGAGGCACUGUAUAUGGAAACAUUCUGUAACUCUCAGACAAGACACCAAAUGCAGUAGGGCUCUUAGUGUUGCCAUAUUCCACUGAUUCACACCUUUCCCCCACUCCCCACAUUUUAACAUCUCUGAAAUCAGGAUCAAUGGCAAAUCACAAUUUAACUGAUAGAUUUUUCCUCCUCUUUCUCAGUGUCACGUAAAAUAUUGGUGCAUUUUACAAUCCAUUGUGCAUUAGACUUGGUGAAAUAAGGUGUUACUGGUUGAUGAGAGAAUCUGUUGAUAGCUGUUUCUGGAUUGGACCUGGGAAAAAGCAUUUGGGAGAAAUGAGGGAAUUCUGGGAAAGAUGAAGGGACACGGGAUGAGGAGAGGAUGCUGGGAAAAGUGGAGGAUGCUGGGGGAGAUGAGGGAUGCUGGGAGAAGUGGGGAAUGCUAGAAAAGGACGGGAGGGUACUCUAUUGGGCCCAGAAGCUUCCUGAAUCAUUCUGAAUUGAUUCAGCUAUUCCUUCGUUCCAUAAUCCUGUCCUCUGUGCAUAUGCUACUUCAGAGGCUGAUUCACAGAGGCAACCUCUGGGUCCUGACUCUGAAGUUGCAGGGUGCUCAGGUUACCCUUCCAGCUCCAGAUUCUUUUGGGCUCCAUCCCAUAUGCUGGGCCUUCCUUGGCCUCACAGUCAGGCUCUUCCAGCUGCAAAAAGCUGCUGGGUGGGGGAAUGUGGUCUCCUUUUGCCUUCAGUCUGCCUCAGACUGCUGAUAAUGUAGAGUUAUCAGCAAGGGCUUUGGGGUCAGACAUAUUUAGAUUUAAUGCUUGCUGUCCCAUUUGCUAGCUGUGUGAAUUUUGGCAACUUGUAGACCUUUCUGAGCUUUACUUUCCUCAUCUUUAAAAUGAGGGUGAGGGAAUUCCCUGGUGGUCCAGUGGUUAGGACUCCGUGCUUUCACUGCCGAGGGGGCGGGUCAGGGAACUAAGAUCCUGCAAGCCACGUGGCACGGCCAAAAAAAUUAAAAAUAAAUAAAAUAUGAGGGCUAGAAUUAGAAUUCUAAUUCUGGUAUUGAUGUGUGUGUGUGGUGGGGGGGAUUAAAUGACAUAAAGUGAUUAACAUUAGCUAUUAUGAUGAUGAUGAUGACGAUCGUCAUUGUUCCUUUAGUCCUUUUAUUCAAGCUCAGGUAGCCCCAGCUUCCCAUGGACACUGCCUACAUUGUCAACCCAGAUUUUAUGGGCCCCAAACAUCCCUGAAGCAGAGGCAGCACCACCUCCAUGGCCAUCCCCAGCCGUGACUGGGAGCUCUUGCUCUUUUUCCAUCAUUCUACUAGUUUUCACUGAGCACCUCCUGUGUGUCCACUGGGGGCUGUGCCGGGUGAACACCAGAGCUCUAGUUUCAUUGGAAAAAUAAGGCAAAAUUCCAUGGAAGGUUAUGGCUAAAAACCAGUACAAAGAAAAAUAUAAGUGAGGUUCCUUUUCAACAGAAUGGAAGAUUUGAUAGUUUUUUGGGGAAACUCUACAAAAACAUCCAGAAACUUAGGAUAUAAAACAAUCAGCACAUUUUUUUAUGCAUAGCUGAGCUGCAUGGGAAUAAGGAUAGCCCUGGGCAAGACAGUAAAGGAAGUUGGGAGGGAGUGAGGCUGCUUUGCCUUCCCUGAGUGCCCUUCACUGGUCUGGAUAUCCAGGGAAGUAGAUCUGAAUAGCCAUAGGGACUAGAGCCAAAGUUUUGAGCCCACAUGAAGCAGGGAGGUAGAAAUAAGACCCCCACAUACAGCUGGGACCCUUAAGGGUUUAAGCUUCUUUUAAGUGCAGUUAGGCCAGAAAAAAUUCAACCUCUGGAAGAAGCAGAGAAGGAAGAUUUUCUAACCUGGCCUGGGUCUGGUUUGAGAAGGGGAAGACCUCCUCUGAGAAAUGUAUAAUCACACAUCUGCCCUCUUUUGGAUUUGGGAUCAAAUUUACACUGCUCAUGUGAUCCUAGAGUCUCUAGGCCAGGAAGUGAUCAUAAAAGCUACUCCUGGCUGGAAAAUUCAUAGAGAAAGAAAGUAGAAUGGUUGCCAGGACCUGAGGGGAGGGGGAUAUAGGGAGUUGUUUAAUGAAUAUAGAGUCUCUGUUUUGCAACAUGAAGAGUCCUGGAGAUUGACUGUACAACAAGAUGAAAAUAUUUAGCACUCCUGAACUGUAUACUUAAAAAUGGCUGAGAUAGUAAAUUCUAUGUUAUGUAUAUUUUACCACAAUUUUAAAAACACACACAAAAAACAAAAAAACCCAAAAAACUACUCCUACCUGGUACUCCUUGGAACACCUGGAAGAAGCAAAAGCAAAACCUUCAACCCAGCCUGCUCAGGCUGCCCACAGGAUGCCUGUCAAACAUGAACAGUCCAAAUUAGAAAUGCAUGAGGAAGCCAGCCACCAUGAGGGAGUCAGCAGCAAGAUCAAGAAAGAAAGCAAGAGAAUCAAACUUAUGGUUACCAAAGGGGAAAUGUGGGGGGGAAGUGAUAAAUUAGGAGAUUGGGAUUAACAUAUACACACUACUAUAUAUAAAAUAGAUAGCUAAUACGGACCUACCGUAUAGCACAGGGAACUCUACUCAAUAUUCUGUAAUGACCUAUACGGGAAAAGAAUCUGAAAAAGAAUGGAUAUAUAUAUGUAUAACUGAUUCACUUCUCUGUACAUCUGAAACUAACACAAUAUUGUAAGUCAACUACACUCCAAUAAAAAUUAAAAAACAGCAAAAAGAAAAAAAUCAAGGUGUUGGCAGGGUUGGCACCUUCUAAGGGCUGGAUCUGUUCCAGGCUUCUCUCCUUGGCUUGUAGUUGUUCUUCUUUUUCCCAUUUCUCUUCAUAAAGUCUUUCCUCUG